AUGAGUUGGACAGGAUAUAUCACCGGAGAAGGAGGACUUUUGGCACAGUACAACCGAAUCGCCUGUGCCGGUAUUUUCGGCAAGAAUGGAUCAACCUAUGCUCAGGCUGGCAUGGACCAUGUCCAGACAAAUUACACCGAGAUCCUUUCCCUUGCCGCUCUUUUCACUGAUCCAGCUUCAGGAUUCUCGUCUGGAAUUGAAUUCAACGGCAAGUCAUUCGCUCUCCUUCGAGUUGAAGACAAAAUCCUGCACGCGAAAGGAAAGGGAGAAGGAGCCAUGUACCCAAUGACCGUCCAAAUGACGCAGCAGGCUAUGGUCAUCGCAAUCGGACAUCACGACGCCUUCGCUGGCUCCGUUUCCGCUGCUGUUGGUAAAAUCGCCGACUAUUUAGAAGAUAACGGAUUCUAA
Molecule: messenger RNA, 408 nt
Organism: Oikopleura dioica
Lineage: Eukaryota; Metazoa; Chordata; Appendicularia; Copelata; Oikopleuridae
Source: the annotation of a GenBank genome assembly